AUUUAUUUCUCGCCAUCAUCCUAACCUGUUUGCAGCCACUCAUCAGUUGUGCACUUUCCAAUGAAUAAAAAACUAAGCUUUGAACGGAAAUCAAAUCUUUUCAUCCGUGCUGCUGGUCAAAUGUUGUAUCGUGGAAUGAAAACCGCUGUGAAUGAGGAGAUUUAUGCAGCACCUACACGAUGUAGAACAACCAAACACGGGUAUGAGGUAAGUAUGGUACGAAUAAGGGCCAUGGCCAAGCGCAGGAAAAUACGGCAAGAAUAUGAGAAGGAGGUGCGGUUGCAUGCAUGGAGUGUUAUUUUGCAAGCAGACAAUGAUCUGCACGUACAUACCACGCACUCGUUAAACCAUCACGUACCGGUAAGUGCGUGCGAUGAGUGCUACAUUCAUUCGCUAAGAGUAGUUUUUCAUCGCCUCACACAGGAAUGUACCGGCGAGCAGGUCGUAGCUCAUCCACAGCACCUGUGCAGGGAUCACCGAAUUAACAGAUCGCGUGUUUUUAGCAGCGAAAAUGUUCGCACCCCCAGAAAAAUAAUGUACGACGAUGCACUCGCAGUGUUCUCGCCCGACGGCCGUCUUAUACAGGUGGAAAAUGCCCAAAAAGCAUCGGACCAGGGCAAUCUUAUCGCCUUUUCAUGCGUGAGCAAGCGCAUAUCAGUUACGUUCGACCAACGGCUGCUCGACCGCAUGCGCAUCGAGCCAUCCAUAAAACUGCACCUCAUCGAUGCCGAUCAGAACAUUUGGCUCGCAUUCUCGGGCCUGCGGCCCGAUGCGCUCCGAAUUAUAUCCGAGGCGCGGUACCUUGCAAGACAGUACCGGUACACGUACAUGGUGGACAUAAGCCUGCGGCAGUUGGCAGGUGAGCUUGCGAUGUAUAUGCAGCGGUACACGAUCACGCGGGGUGUCCGACCGUUUGGUGUGCGUGUUAUACUGUUCGGGGUGGAGGAGUGUGCGCGUGCGUUUGUUGUUGGGCCGGAUGGCAACUACUCGGAGUACAAGGCCUGCGCUAUUGGACAGAAGGCGGACAAGGCAGUGCACUUUCUGGAGGGUAAUCUGAAGGAUGAUUGUGUGUGGAACAGCGUGAGUGCGGUUAGGGAUGCCGCACAGAAUGACUUCAGUAAAAUGGUGACGUAUUUGAUUGACGAGAAUGGGAUGAGAGUGGUUGAAAGGGAAGAAAUUAAUGUUUAG
Messenger RNA from Vavraia culicis subsp. floridensis, 1188 nucleotides. RefSeq lists its product as uncharacterized. Gene Ontology annotation, cellular component: proteasome core complex; proteasome core complex, alpha-subunit complex. The transcript has a single exon. Gene Ontology annotation, biological process: ubiquitin-dependent protein catabolic process. The record is from RefSeq and is a predicted model, not a curated record. The coding region runs from base 61 to 1188 and encodes 375 amino acids. NCBI's taxonomy places the organism in Eukaryota, Fungi, Microsporidia, Pleistophoridae.